Molecule: messenger RNA, 1103 nt
Organism: Aspergillus versicolor CBS 583.65
Lineage: Eukaryota; Fungi; Ascomycota; Eurotiomycetes; Eurotiales; Aspergillaceae
Exons: 2
Coding region: 99-641 (180 amino acids)
Source: RefSeq, a predicted model, not a curated record
CAGAAUUAUCCGGCACCCUACCCCCCCUUAGUUCUUUACAAAAUAUCUCAGAAAUUCACAAGUCUAACACUGCAAUUGCACUGCAGUACUAAAAAAAAAUGGCAGCCCCAGAAGAAACCACCAUCCACAACCUAACCGGCACCUGGACUCUCAACUUCACCCACUCCGAUGACCCCUCGCCAGCACUAGAGCUACAAGGCGUAUCCUGGCUCGUCCGAAGCGCCAUCGCCUACGCCCCCGUUACACUCACCAUAACCCAAUCCGAGGACGGCACCGGAGUCACCAAGAUUGAGUCUACGCAGUCCACGCUCGGCCGGACGGUGUCGGAUGUACGGGUCUUGGACUGGGAGGCUACAGAGCAGCCGGAUCAUCUGCUGUUUGGUAGUUUGAGUAUGCGCAGCCGGUGGGCGGAGAGGAGUAGUUUGGAUGAUGGCUUCUUGGCUGGUGAUGCGGAUGUAAAGGCGGAUGGGGAGGAGGUGAUUGAGGUUCUUGUUACUGGGACUGAAUGGACUAACCAUCAGGUCUGGGGGUUUGAGGAGAUUGAUGGACAGAGAUAUCAUACGAGAAGGGGAACUGUUACCAAGGGCGAGCAGCGGGUACAGGUUCGUAUGGUGUAUGACUGGCAAUGUCAGGAGCAGUAGUAGAUUCAUAAACUUAUAGCUAUCUAUAAUCUAAAACCAACCUGCACACCAUAAUAACUACUCAAAACCAACCCCAUAUGCUCUCUCCAAGGCCUGCCAUCCCUACUCUCCAACCCACCCCCAAACCUCUGCACCAUCCUCACAACAACAUACGCCGCCUCCGUCAGCGCCUUCUGCUGCCCAAGACAGAUCCUCGGCCCCCCACUGAACGGCAGGUAUCCCCAUCCCGGCCUCAGAGGUGUCUUCUCGUCCAGCCACCUCUCCGGCCGGAACUGCUCCGCGUCGGACCCAUAGAUGGCUGCGGACCGGUGCAUCGUCCAGAUCGAGUAAUGCACAAUCGAGCCCUUUGCAACGAACACAGGCUGGGACCCGUCAGGGCCACCGCCGCGGGGGAGGGAGGUGUGUCGUGUUGCGCAGCGGAUGUUUGUCGGGACGGGGGGGUAUAGACGGAGUGCUGGAUUU